Varanus komodoensis (Komodo dragon) is the source of this 2516-nucleotide messenger RNA. RefSeq names its product origin recognition complex subunit 2 (gene ORC2). NCBI's taxonomy places the organism in Eukaryota, Metazoa, Chordata, Lepidosauria, Squamata, Varanidae. The record is from RefSeq and is a predicted model, not a curated record. Gene Ontology annotation, biological process: DNA replication. The coding region runs from base 129 to 1862 and encodes 577 amino acids. The transcript is spliced from 17 exons. Gene Ontology annotation, molecular function: DNA replication origin binding. Gene Ontology annotation, cellular component: nucleus; nuclear origin of replication recognition complex.
UGGGUUAAGAAAGACUUCGUUAUAAUCCUACACUUACUUACCCGCGAGUCCCAUUUAGCCGAAAGUGGCUUACUGCAGAAUAGGAUUGUACUGUCAGGCUGUGGUGCUUGUAGUUUAAUAUUAUAUCCAUGUUUAUCCAGAAAGAUCUUGCUAUGAGUAACCCAAAGAUAAAGAAGAGCAAUGUGCUAGAGGUCAGGUUUGUGGCAGAUGAAGAUGUUCUGAAGCACAUUUCUGAGAAUACAGGUUCUAAGGUUCGGAAAAACAAAGCUCCAGAUACACUUGAUCUAAAAAGAUGGGUGAAAAAAGUAGAAAGCAGCUCAGAGGAUGAAGCCCAGGAUAUUCUUGAAGAGCAAGAUUAUGUGUCAGUCCUAGGCACAGAUGUUCAAGGGUCCUUGAGAAAUGGGUCCAGUACAGGUGGUGGUGAUGUCUUCUCAUUUCAAACUCCAAAACGCUCUAACAAGAUGGCAGAGAAGGCCUGUGAGCUAGCUUACCAGCCAGGAAAGAAUGUAAACCAUGACAGACUGAAGAAUCUUGAAAAGGAAGCAAGCACUCCUAAAAGUGGGAAGAAAUAUUGUAUGUCAAGCAAAGGCCAGGAAGAGAGUACAAAGAAAAAGUUUGUGUCAGAGACUCCUUACAGACUCAGAAAAAGAAUUACAGCUUUAAACAUGUGCUCUGAUAGUGAAAGCGAGUAUUCUGCUUCAUGCUCUGAAGAAGAGGGGAGUGACAGUUGCAGAGGAACCGCUGAUGAAGCUGUUCAUCCAGAGACACCCACUAGACCCCAAACAACUGCUCCAACUAGUAAAGAAACAUCAGUUAAGAAACUAAAGAGAGACAUUCCUAAAAAUUUGGUGGAAGAAUAUUUUGAAGCACAUAGCAGUUCCAAAAUCUUAACCUCUGAUCGAACACUUCAGAAGCUGCAGAAAAAAAAACUAGAUCAGGAGACCCUGCAAAACCUCUUGAAUAAAGUACCAGUUGCAUUUGCAGCUGAAUGUGAAAAGUUAAUCAAACAACAUGAAUCGCUCUUUUACAAAUGGAUGUUGCAAUUGCACUUGGGGUUUAACAUUGUGCUGUAUGGACUAGGCUCAAAGAAGGACCUCUUGGAGAAUUUUCGCAUUUCUCUUCUUCAGAAUUCUGUUCAUAUUGUUGUGAAUGGGUUCUUCCCCAGCAUCACUGUGAAAUCAAUACUGAAUUCCAUAACAGAGGAGGUGUUAGAUCACGUGGGUACUUUUCGCAGCCCCCAGGAUCAGUUGGAUUUCAUCAUGGAAAGAUAUAAAGAAGAUCCUUCCUUGGAGCUCUAUCUGCUUAUCCACAAUUUGGACAGCCAGAUGUUGAGAGGAGACAAAAGCCAGCUAAUCCUAGGACAACUGUCAUCCCUUCCCAAUAUCUACCUCAUUGCUUCUGUUGAUCAUAUUAAUGCACCACUCAUGUGGGAUCAGGCAAAACAAAGCAUGUAUAAUUGGCUAUGGUAUGAAACAACCACCUACAGCCCUUAUAUAGAAGAAACAUCCUAUGAGAAUUCCUUAUUGAUUCAGCGGUCUGGGUCUUUGGCUUUGAGUUCCCUCACACAUGUUCUGCACAGUCUCACUCCUAAUGCAAGGGGAAUUUUCAGGCUUUUGGUAGAGUAUCAAUUAGAGAAUAAGGAUAACCCCUCGUGGCCAGGGCUUUCCUUCCAAGAUUUCUAUCAACAAUGUCGAGAGGCCUUUCUGGUCAAUAGUGACCUGACACUUCGAGCUCAGCUCACAGAAUUCAGGGAUCACAAGCUCAUUCGGACCAAGAGGGGUGCUGAUGGAGUUGAAUAUUUAUUAAUUCCUGUGGAUAAUGGGACCUUGACUGACUUUUUACAAAAAAACAAUGAUGCUUGAUAGCUUUCAAACAUCAAAGGGCAACUGCUUCCAAGAGCUGCUGAAAUACCUCCUGCAAUGUAGCCUAUUUUCUGAUCUCAGGAGUCACAUUCGCCUGUAGUAAUGCUGUGUAUGCAAAGCCAAAGUGUUGUGUAAGCAAAGCCAACUUUUAGAUCAGUCUAGAUCUGCUCAGGUUUAACUUCGUAUGUUGUCUUCCUCCUGUCUGGUCCAUCACAAAGAGAAUUGAUAGUAAUGUGCCUUCUACUUAAGUCUUCUGGAAAUAGGGGCUUGCCUGGAGUAAUCUGUGCAUGAAAAAGUGACUGGUUGUCAGCGGUUUAAUUCUCUUCACCAAUGGUUGAAUUAAUUGAUCUUCUAAUGUGAGUAGUGCGAGAAUGAGCGAUUGAGACAGAAUUGCCUCAACCAGAGUAAAGCAAAAUAUAAAUAUCAGAGAUUUAAGAUAUGGUCAGUUUAUUAUAAUUUUAGCCUUAAUUGAGCACAGGAGGGCUUCCACCUUCACCCCCAGAAUAGAAGCCAUUGUGAAAAUUAAUUUAAACUGGCAAUAGUAUCACUAAAAGAAGUGGCUAAUUUUUAACACUGGCUAUCUUUAAGACAUCAGAAAUGAUGUAAUCUAUUUUUAAAGUCCUCUGAAUAAAAAUCACAUGUGGUUGUAUAAUA